GCAUCCCCCCCCUCGACCAAUCCAACAUGGCGCCGUAGGGACGUUGUUAUUGUUCCGUCGCUCCGACAAGCUUUUGCAGUACGACGAAUAUUACAAAGGAAAAAAAAAGACCGAACGUGUUCAUGCGGGCAUGAGAGUAACAUCUGGAGAUAAUGCUAAGAUCCACCGGCUUCUUCCGAGGGAUUGACUGUCCGUUUUACGCGGAGUACAGCGAGGGCAAAGGAAGCAGAAAUGGGUGCAACAGACCGUACUGUCACUUCAGGCACAGCCAGCAGAGACGGUCGUCCUACGGAGCUCCAGCAGAUGUUAAAAAGCAAAGAGACCUUCACUCCGCACAGAAAGAUCAAGGUUAUGAUCCCUUCAACCCAGAAGUUGUGAGGCCUGAGGAGCAGCAGAAUGGAAAGCCAGCUGCCUCAGGAGACCUCAGUGGUGCUCUGGAACUGGUCAACAAGGCCAUCGAGGAGGUCCGGAGCGAGGUGGAGAGGGAGAAGAAGAAGCUCUCUCGGAUUGGGGAUGAACCAUACAAUCCCAGCAGGAGUACCAAUUUGUCUUCAUCUGAUGUUGUUAAAAGUAAAACACCACCUUCACACAUGGCCUAUGACCCUGGGAGUUAUCAGAUGACAUUGGGAGGUUAUAAUCCCACCCCUGGCUGCAGCAAGUAUACUUUGGAUUCAGACAACCAGGGGAACAAUAGUAACUCCAUGGAAUAUGUUCCUUCUUCAGUGAAAAAGCCUCCAUCUCGGACACACACACACCAACUCCCCUCUCCUCCCCCCAGUCCAAAGUACUCCAACAGCACAUCCUCCUCUAAGUGUAAAUACACUGUGGACAUUUCAAAACCAUCUACAGAUAUGGAGUAUGACCCGCUGUCCAACUACGCGGCAGGAAUCACAGUGAAACGCAAGAGGGACAAGUGUGCACAAGCUGUUAAGACGAUGGGAAGGAAGACACACAAAUUACCAGGAUCAGAUAUGUCAGAUGAGGAGUGUGUUGUAGCUGUGAAAAAAACACGACAGCAGAGUGUAGAUUCAAAGAAAUACACUUUCUCUAACUCUGAUGGGGAGAGCUCUGGAACAGAGUAUCGACCCACGUCACUUAGUAAUCUCCAGCGGAGAAAAGGCAACAGUGGGUCACUUUGGGAUGCUGUGGGGAAGGAGAGAAAAGAGAGAACUGAAAGUUUGCUUAAUGCACUGACACAGAGAAAUAAAGAGGACUUGGCAGGGGACUCGGACGUCCCGGAAGAUAUUAAACGAAAGGACAGCCUAGAGAAAAAGAAGGUGGCUAGUCGAACUAGUCAUGAGAAAAGUGGCAAAUCUGAGAAAGUGCAUAAACUUGAAAAGGAAGUAAACAAAACAACUGGUAGUAAGAGUAGUAGCAGCAGCAGCAGUAAAGACAAAGGGUCAAUGAAGAACUCAAACCAGGACUCUGCAAAGAAAGAGAACAAGAGUCAUGGAAAAAGAGAUGAUAGGAAAAACACAGUUAAGGUUAAGACAUCUGAUAAAGUUCAGAGGGAAGUAAGAGAUGAAAAGAGAAGUGAUGGUAAGGUCAAAGCUGUGGGAAAAGUAAAAACAGACUCAAGCAAACGAGAUAAAGAUACAGAAAAUGGUGCAAGGGAAAGCAAGAAACCCAAGAUAUCAGACAAGGAAAAGGAACUCAGCAGGUAUAAGGACCGCCAACACAAAAAUGGUAAACUUGAUAGCAGUAAAAGAGAAAAGGAUGUAAAGAAAUUUAGUAAAAGCAGUUCUAGUAGCGCGAGCAGUAGUAGUAACAGUAAAGGUAGUUCUGCAAACAGUAAAGAUAAGGUGAGGCAAAACAUCAGCUCAUCAAAUGGGAAAAGACUUGAGGACAAACGGCGAAGUCUGAGUCUCAGCCAUGCUGAUCUGUUUGGAGAUGAGAGCCCAGAGGAGGCCGAACCGAUAGAGGUGGAUGAUGAUGAUGAUUACGACGACGACGACGACGAGGAACCCGAAGAAGUGCUGGUGAGAAAAUCUGCUGAUGCUUUAAAGAGGGGACGUCUGAACAAGAGGAAAGCGUCAGAGCUGACUCCGUCUUCCACUGACGAUGAGGAUGACGGUGGUGUGGAGGGCAGCAGGCCAGGUAAGGACGAGGUUGAUGCUGUUGGAUUCGACUUUUCUAGUUUCCAGGACGAUCUGGACUUUGACUCAGAUCCCAUGGAGGAGUGUUUGCGGAUCUUUAAUGAAUCCAAGGAAGUGAAGAGGGAAGACAAGGGAAGGCAAACUAAACAGCCCUCUAGGGAUUCAGAGGACGAGAAAAGCACAGAGAGCACUUUAACCACUCUCUUUCCCGGUCAAAAGAAGAGAGUCUCCCAUUUUGUUGCCAAAGGAAAUACUGACGCACCUUCAAAAAAAAAUGUGAUGCGGCCGUACAAGAGACUCACAGCCCAGGAGGUCUGCUACCAGCGUAUGCAGAUGGCACAGCAGCAAGCUGCUCAGCUUUCUGCUUCAGUCAAAGCUGAUCCACAGAGCUCCAGCGCCAGCUUUUCUGGAGAGAGGAAGAGAAUAGCGCACCGCCCCAACCCACAGAUAACAUCCUCUAAAACAACUCCUGCAGAUGUUACACCAGCUGCCAGUCGAGUGUUAUCCCCCAGCCAGACCCAUCAGACUGUCAAGGCCCAAACCACCGCUGGCAUCUUGUCCAAGACCGUGUCCACUGUCAUGCAGAAGAGGGUGGCGCACACACCCACCAUGAAGAGUGGUUCAAUGAAGCGCCCCAUCAUCCCCACUGAGUUUGGGGCCAAAGUUCCCACCAACAUCCGCCAGCGCUACCUCAACACUUUCAUAGAUGAAUGUGUCAAAUUUUGCCAAUCAGAGGACGUUGCCUUCCAGAUGGCCCUUGAUGAGGAGAAACUUGUGUAUGAGCGCAGUAGCAGCAAGAACAUCUACCUCAAUGUCGCUGUCAACACUCUGAAGAAGCUCCGCUCCAAGAGCAGCUCCUGUGCAUCGCCUGUCACCAAGGACCCAGGGUCAGUUGCGAACAGGAGGGCCCAGUCCCACGAGGAAGUUCUGGGAGGUCGUCUUGCUGCUACAACCAGCUUCACUGUCAACAGGAUGGGUAAACAGCAGGAGGAGAAACUCAUUGGAGCCACACUGUACAGGAAGCUGAAGGCGUACAUGAUGACGGAGGAGCAGCUUCAGGAGCACGGAUACCCGAGAACGAACCCUGAGGCUCCCGGCAAAGCCGUCAUAUACAACCUCCCAGAGAAAAAGGCCAUUUCAGACCCGCUCAACAAGAUAUGCUGUCGAUGUGGAGCAGAGUAUAAGAUCAAUGUCAAUGGCAACUGUAUACGGAAAGAGGAAUGUAGCUUUCACUGGGGACGAUUGCGGAGACAUAAAGUCGCUGGAGGCUGGGAGACCAACUACAGCUGCUGUGCUGCAGCUGUGGGCACGCCAGGUUGCCAGGUUUCCAAGCAACAUGUUCAGGACGGGCGUAAAGAGUCAUUUGAUGGCUACGUCACAACGUUCAGUAAAGCUCUCCCACCAGAUGGCAAUGGAGGGGUAUUUGCUUUGGACUGUGAGAUGUGUUACACAAGGCAGGGCCUGGAACUGACGAGAGUGACAGUCAUUGACUCUGAGAUGAAAGUCAUCUACGACACAUUUGUCAAACCUGAAAGCAAAGUGGUUGAUUACAACACACGAUUUUCAGGUGUGACGGAGGAGGACUUGGAGAACGUCACCAUCAGUCUGAGAGAUGUUCAGGCAGUGCUGCUCAGUAUGUUCAGUGCUGAAUCCAUCCUCAUAGGACACAGUCUGGAGAGCGACCUGCUCGCUCUGAAGCUAAUCCACAGUUCAGUCGUAGACACGUCCAUCGUGUUCCCUCACCGCCUCGGCUUGCCCUACAAACGUGCCUUGAGGAACCUGAUGGCCGACCACCUCAAACGCAUCAUCCAGGACAACGUGGAGGGCCACGACUCGAGCGAAGAUGCAUCUGCCUGCAUGGAGCUGAUGAUUUGGAAGAUCAAGGAGGAUGCAAAGGUCAAAAGAUGACCUCUGACCCCUCUACUCCACUUUUCUCCGUUCAGCUUUUUGCCUUCAUGUUGGUUGCAGGGAGACAGAUAAGUUCAGCAGGCCUGCACCUGCUCCCAGAGAGUUAAGGUCAGAGUUUCGGGGAGGGAGGGAUGAUUCAGCACAGUUGGAAGUUUUCAGCAGAAAAAGAGCCUACUGUCGUUGCUACCUACUGGACUGAAUAAGAGAACUGCCAGUCCCUUCAAAGCAAUAGAAGCCCAAAUUAACAGUGUUUUCAUUUGCUUGUUGGUAUUUCAGUUCUAAAUAAUGUUAGUUAAAAUGUAUUUCUGUUUAUUUGAGCAGUGUCUGUUAAGGCCUCAAACAAUUUAUGAAUAAAACCUUUCUAUAGAAGAACUACUUAAAAUGCCAGGACAUUGUCCGCUGAACAAUGAUGAUUAAUAUGAUAUUCAUGCCAGGCUGUAUCUUCAGCCUAAAUUGCACUAUAGAAACGCUCUUGUUGUAUAGGGCCCAAGUCUGAGUACCUCUGUGUUAUAAAGCAUUCACUUCUAAUGAAUAACACAUUACUUGUUCUUAGUUACACUUGAGUGCAUUUAUGUCUAGUCUGUCGAACAUUGCUAUGUAAAUGCACUUGUGUUUUUCACAUUGCACCCCGUCACUGAUGCUCUGUUGAAGGUGCGACUCUUAUCGAGUUGUUUCUUGGCCUCUCAAACCUGACUAAUCCUAUAAUACUUGAUCUUAUAAAAGACCCUCAGCAGAAAUGUGAAGUCUCUGCUACCUACUUAUUUGGUAUAGUUGAUGGAAUAUAUCACUGUAUUUUAUAGUCCAGACAAAAUACUGACUAUAUCCACAACUGUCUCUGUGUCAUGUGCACUGCAUGAAAUAAAACAACAGGAAUCAUUGUGAUAGCAGGUAUGAUAUGUUAUUCCUCCAUAAAGACAAAAUUAGGUUCAGUAUUGUUGAAUUAGGCCUGGGUUAUUAAUUACAGACAAUUAUCAUUUAGUGAGUACCAGCUAACCUGUGCUGUUUUAUGUUGAAAACGACGAGUUCUGUACAUACGCUGUAAGCAGUUUCCUUUUGUAUUUGUUAAUUUUUUGUUGUUUAUCUUUUUCUAUUAAAAGGUAUUAGUUAAAAGAA
Molecule: messenger RNA, 5117 nt
Organism: Siniperca chuatsi (mandarin fish)
Lineage: Eukaryota; Metazoa; Chordata; Actinopteri; Centrarchiformes; Sinipercidae
Gene: rexo1
Product: REX1, RNA exonuclease 1 homolog
Exons: 16
Coding region: 153-4004 (1283 amino acids)
Cellular component (GO): nucleus
Molecular function (GO): exonuclease activity; nucleic acid binding
Source: RefSeq, a predicted model, not a curated record